Messenger RNA from Linnemannia hyalina, 2817 nucleotides. The record is from the annotation of a GenBank genome assembly. NCBI's taxonomy places the organism in Eukaryota, Fungi, Mortierellomycota, Mortierellomycetes, Mortierellales, Mortierellaceae.
AUGAUACCCACCAGCUCGCACCAGAACCAACACCACCGCCCACGGCUGCCCAACUCAACCUCAAGCGGUGGAAGUACAGGAAGUAACGGCAGCACAGGCGGGACUUCAGGAAUGGUCCCAGCCAACAAUCCAGUGGCCUUCUAUAAUAUUCACCAGCCCUCCGCACGGUCACCCCUCAGCCAGGAGACAACGCCCUUUGGCCUCUUUCGCCACAAGAACCUCUCAACCUCAGCAUUGCCCUCUGGCCAGAGUCAAACAGCGGUAUCUUCCUCAAACCUUGUCCUCGCACCAGUCACUACAGCUUCAACAAUGUCGUUCUCGCCCAGUUCGUCCUACACCAACCUCGUAGAGACCAACAUUGGACACCCAAGGACUAUCGACCCAACAAGUCGACCAAUAGCCAACUAUUCACCCUCAGAAAGGGUCCUGCCACCUCUCCCACCCCUCGCCAAAGUGCCCGCCAACCCCAGCCCAAAACCAAAUGGCCGCCCAGCCUCGUUCCAGUACAUCGCCCAGUUCUACGCCUGGUGGGACUACAUCGCCCGUGAUCACGACGAACUUUCCUUCAAGAAAGGCGACAUUCUUCUCGUCAGUCGCGAGUUUGAUGACCUCUGGUGUAUGGGCUCUGUUAUGAAGCCCGACAAGCGGACGAGCGCUCGACAUGGCUUCUUCCCACUACAGUACUGUUCUCUGGAAAGCCAGUGCUACGUCCCAACAACUAGGGUGGCCCUGCGUUCUGGAGGAACCCCAGGAGCAGAGCCAGGUGGACGACUGACCAUCGUCCUCCCCUUCCACGCCACCAGUCAGGACGAGAUGUCGCUUCGGCCAGGAAAUCAAGUGCGGUCGAUCCAUUUCUUCGAUGAUGGCUGGGUUCUGGGCGAGCAGAUCGAUCAUGCAGGGACAGCGGUGGCCAUCGGUGCCUUUCCAGCGGCCAUUGCAAAGCCUGUUAUAGCGGCUAGUCUAGAAGCGGCAGCAGCAUCAACGGCAGGUGGAGCAGGAGCAGGACCCACUACUUUAUCGUCACCGUCGAAGCUCAGGCACGUGAAUGUCGGAUCACCCCUUGUCCCAACACAGGAUAUCGGAUUAAGUAAAGGACCACGUCAGCGAGAGGAGAGCAGCAGCAGCACGAGUACCUUCAAUACCCUGUACAGUCAACCUAACUCGAGCGCCCACCUUCUGCAACAUUAUGCUCACAAUGGCAGUGUCAGCAGUACCAACAGCCUGGCAUCCACCAUCAAGCCUCCUGGAUCACCCACCGCCUCACCCUAUAACCCUUCCCAACAAAGCUACCGAGCUUCGCCCACGUUGGUCCCUAUACGGUCACCGCAUACGGGUAUGGAAGUCUCGCGGUCAGGCGCAAACCCUAACCCCAACCGGGUCAGUGUCCAAUCGACAACAAGCUCUAAUGGAGGACGAAGCAUCCUCAACCACGCCAACGCACCGAUCAUCACUGAGGACCAGGUCAUCCGCGCCCUUCAGGAACGACCUGCACAGGACAGGAUUCUACAGGUCUACCUGGCACAGGGCGGCGACCCCAACAUUGUCGACGGGAACGGAAACUCAUUGUUGCACCUGGCCAUCAUCGCCCACUCACAGGCGAGUGUUGUCUUUCUUGUCAACGCACCCGACAUUCGAUUGGAACACGGAUCUCCCAUUAGCCCGCUCUAUACCGCCGUACGGUUCCGUUCUUGGAAGGCAGCCCAGCAGCUUAUUAUUCAAGGGGCCGAUGUCAAUGCGCAUGAUGAGCGUGGGGUCUCGGUCCUCCAUGUCGUCUUGCUCUUUAUGACCAAGGGCGAUACUCUGGCAGAGGAAGUUGUCCAGCUACUAUGCGACAACAAGGCCGACGUCAAUUGCAUUGCCAACGACAAGAAGAGUAUACCGCUGUUGAUUGCAGUUGAGCGGGAGUUAUGGGCGGAGGUUGAGAUCUUGAUGGCUUUUGGAGCGAACCCGUACAUGAUCUGGGGCCGGGAUCGACGCCAAAGCAUGGGAUUGGGUCAAGUGGAGGGACAAAGCGCCAAUGGAAUCCUGACGACAGGAUACUUUAACGAUCCGCUUUGGGAGGCUGUAAACGACGACAAAGUUCACCUGGUGCGGCUUCUGCUCAAAUUCUACUAUGCGCCGACCAGCUUCUCAGCGACAUCAUCCUCACCCUCGCCAUCGCCGUCGUCAACACAGUCAUCACAGUCGUUCUUUGGCCCACAACAUCCGUUUGUCCACCACUCCUCAGCGUCGUCUUAUACCACCAACAACGGCAGCAGCGGCAACAUCAACAUUCCCAACCUACCCCAUGGAGGAUCAGUGCCGAUGCCGUUUGCCAACAAUGGCGGAUAUGGAACGCCGCCUUCGAUCCCAUCCCCUUGCUCAGCCCAAUCGUCGCCUGGAUCUGCGGCAUUGCAUGGAUACAUGGGCCACCGUAACAACGCUGCUGAUAUGGCGGGGUCGCCCAAACUCACCGCCAUCCAAGGUGGCAGUGGCCAUGUCGGGUCGUUCACCAACGCGAGCGCCAACGCCAACAUGAUUGGAGGCGCCAACCCGAUCUAUGUGAUCACGCCCAAGGUCCUGCUCCAGGCCUUGACUCUUGCCAAGGACUUGGGCCAUCACGACUGCCUCCAGAUUUUGUCGCGUCCAGAGGUCACGCUCAAGGAAGGAACCCUCUAUGGAACCGGCAGCUUUGGAUACAACAACCAACUUAAUGGCCAGCUCAAUGGGCCUGUUGGCGCAUAUGGACACGGCCAUAAUGGCAUGGGACUUGGUGGCCAUGGGAUGGGCAAAGAGCACCGGAAUAUAUUACAAAAAUUCACCAGCCUCUUCAAAUGA